This is a messenger RNA of Haliaeetus leucocephalus (bald eagle), 402 nucleotides long. It is a transcript of the gene TAFA3, whose product is annotated as family with sequence similarity 19 (chemokine (C-C motif)-like), member A3. Bases 1 to 402 code for a protein of 133 amino acids. Lineage: Eukaryota; Metazoa; Chordata; Aves; Accipitriformes; Accipitridae. The transcript is spliced from 4 exons. The record is from RefSeq and is a predicted model, not a curated record. Gene Ontology annotation, molecular function: receptor ligand activity.
AUGAGUGAGAGAGACAUACAAAGCCUGAGCAAAUGGGUUUUCGUGCUCACUCUUUGCCUUACCACGCUGUGGGGAAGACUGACGCUGGCCUCCACCCAUCACAGAAGCCAUUCAGUGCACGUAGAGCCUGGCACGUGUGAAGUCAUUGCAGCUCACAGGUGCUGCAAUAAGAACAAGAUUGAGGAGCGCUCCCAGACGGUGAAAUGCUCCUGCUUCCCCGGGCAGGUGGCAGGGACGACACGGGCAGCUCCCUCCUGCGUGGAUGCCUCCAUCGUGCUGCAGAAGUGGUGGUGCCAGAUGGAGCCGUGCCUCGACGGGGAGGAGUGCAAGGUGCUGCCCGACCUCUCGGGCUGGAGCUGCAGUAGCGGCAACAAAGUGAAGACGACCAAGGUCACACGAUAG